CAUUGCUUUGCCAUGCCGCUGAAUAUGUCACGGUAGUUGGAGUCUCUUGCCUUGCUGUGCUCAAACUAUCUUUCUCUGGGCUGAUGACUUGCGGUGCAAGUGUCCCUCCCCAGAGUACAUACUUCCAGACAGCAGAUCCCAUCGUGCGGUCGGCGCACUCCGGGAAUACUGAACUUCUAAACAACGAGACCAGCCAACAUGUUCACAUUCACGCCCUUGCUGGGGGCUCAGUCUUCCUCGUCAAAAGCUUCCCAGUCGAUUCUGGAGCUUGAUGGUGGAAUCAAGAUCCUUGUCGACGUGGGCUGGGGCGAUACCUUUGAUCCGCUUGAUCUGCAGGAAUUAGAAAAGUGAGCGCCCUCUUCCACCUAUUUGUUUGUUGCGCCUGGCGUGUGAAGUUGCAAAGGUCUCUAAUGACUUUCUUUGAAAUAGACAUAUUCCGACCCUAUCCCUGAUCCUCUUAACACACGCGACUCCCGCACAUAUCGGUGCCUUUGCGCACUGCUGCAAGGCCUUUCCCCUUUUUACUCAGAUCCCCGUUUACGCUACUAGUCCUGUUAUCGCUCUCGGUCGCACACUGCUCCAGGACUUAUAUGCAUCAUCCCCACUAGCAGCUACGUUUCUACCGACAACCUCGGUCUCCGAGUCUGGGGCGCCCACUGCUGCGCCAGCGGUCGCCGAGGGAAACGGAACAACAGGCGCUGCGAGCCACUCCGGACGGAUUCUGCUACAGCCCCCGACCGCCGAAGAUAUUGCCCGAUAUUUCUCUUUCAUUCACCCGUUGAAAUACUCGCAGCCUCACGAACCGCUUGCCUCACCUUUCUCUCCGCCGCUGAACGGCCUGACGUUGACAGCCUACAAUGCUGGACAUACUGUGGGUGGAACGAUAUGGCAUGUGCAACAUGGCAUGGAGUCGAUUGUGUACGCAGUCGAUUGGAACCAGGCUCGAGAGAGCGUGGUGGCCGGUGCGGCAUGGUUCGGAGGAUCCGGGGCCAGCGGGGCGGAAGUCAUUGAACAGCUGCGCAAACCAACCGCUCUGGUCUGUAGCACGCGCGGUGGUGACAAGUUCGCACUCCCCGGGGGUCGCAAGAAGCGCGAUGAUCUCUUACUGGAUAUGGUUCGGAGUUCCCUUGCCAAAGGUGGGACCGUUCUAAUCCCGACCGAUACCAGCGCUCGUGUCCUGGAACUUGCUUAUGCGCUGGAGCACGCGUGGCGCGAUGCUGCGGCGAAUGAGCAAGGCGAUGCGCUGAAGGGCGCGGGGCUGUAUCUGGCUGGGAGAAAGGCUCACACCACGAUGCGCCUUGCGCGGAGUAUGAUAGAAUGGAUGGAUGAGAAUAUCGUGCGGGAGUUCGAAGCAGCUGAGGGUGUCGACGCCACGACCGGCCAGUCCCGGGGCGGGGCGGAUGGCCAACGUUCUGGCGGUCAGGCAAAUAGCAAGGGCGAAGAGAAAGGAAUCGCUCCGUUCACAUUCAAGCAUCUGAAGAUUGUGGAGCGAAGGAAGCGGCUGGAGAAGAUCCUGAGUGAUCCUACGCCCAAAGUCGUUCUUGCGUCAGACACAUCCCUCGACUGGGGUUUCGCAAAGGAGUCUCUUCGGUUGGUGGCGGAGGGCCCUAACAACCUCUUGCUGUUGACGGAAUCGCUUCACAAGGAGCGACUUCCCGUGGAACAGGACGAGACCCGACGGAAGACACUGGGAAGUAUGAUCUGGGAAUGGUACGAAGAAAGAAAAGACGGAGUUGCGCUGGAGAAGGCGUCUGAUGGGGAGACAAUCGAGCAGAUUCACAGUGGCGGACGAGAGCUAGCCUGGACCGACGUCCAGCGAGCGCCUCUAGACGCCGGAGAGCAGCUUGUUUAUCAACAGUAUCUUGCCACGCAACGACAACUCCAAGACACAUCUCAGGCUCGAGGCCAAGAAGCCCUGGACACUGCAGCGGAUGCGCUGGAUGACCGGUCCAGUUCGUCAUCAGAGGAUUCCGAAGAGGAGCAACAGGGACGAGUCUUAAAUUUCUCGACUUCUCUGGCACACGUUAACCGCAACAAGCUUGGACUUAGCGACGAAGACCUUGGUAUCAACGUUCUGCUGCGGCGGAAGAAUGUGUUCGACUACGACGUUCGGGGCAAGAAGGGUCGCGAGCGAAUGUUCCCGUACGUCGCACCGCGCAAGAAGGGCGACGAGUACGGAGAGUUCAUUCGACCGGAGGAAUAUCUGCGUGCCGAAGAACGUGAGGAGGCCGACAUGCAACAACGGCAUUCAGAUUCCCAGACCAAACUUGGUCAAAAGCGACGAUGGGACGAGACCGGACCCAAUGGAGGCCCCAAGCGGGCGCACAUGGCUGAUGGCGCUCAGCGGAGAGGCACAAGCGCGGCCGACGGCAGCAGUGUCACGGACGAAGAAGAUUCAGACAAGGAGGACGCCGAUGCUGCGGCCGAGCCUGAUGCCGCCGACGAGCAAGCCUUUGAAGGUCCUGCAAAGGCGGUCUAUGAGAAGAGCUCGCUCACGAUCAACGCGCGUCUGGCGUAUGUGGAUUUCACCGGUCUGCAUGACAAGCGAAGCUUAGAGAUGCUCAUCCCGCUGAUCCAGCCGCGCAAGCUGAUCCUGGUGGGCGGUAUGAAAGAAGAGACCACCGCGCUGGCGACGGAAUGCAAGAAACUUCUCGUCGCGAAGGCGGGCAUGGACGUGUCUCAUGAGGAUCUGGCUGUCAUCUUCACUCCUGCCAAUGGCGAGGUCAUCGAUGCCAGCGUUGACACCAACGCCUGGAUGGUCAAAUUGAGCAACAGUCUUGUUCGCCGACUGAAAUGGCAGCACGUCCGUAGCCUGGGGGUCGUGACACUCACGGGACAAUUGCGAGCACCAGAGCGGAGCGCAGAGGAUGCGACAGACUCGCCCCAUAAGAAGCAAAAACUCCUAGCCGGGGACGCUGAACCCGAGACCGUACCGCCGGCAGCGGACGAGGCCAAACCCCCAACGACGACGACAGACAAGACAGACGUCUACCCAAUGCUGGACACUCUCCCGGCCAACAUGGCCGCAGGAACUCGGUCCAUGACGCGCCCCCUGCACGUCGGCGAUCUGCGACUUGCGGACCUGCGCAAGCUCAUGCAGGGCUCCGGCCACAAGGCGGAAUUCCGCGGCGAGGGAACCCUCCUGAUCGACGGGAUGGUUGCGGUACGUAAAUCCGGCACGGGGAGGAUCGAGAUCGAAGCAGCCGCCCAGUUAGCCACGGCGGGGACUCUACGCGGCGGCGCAGGCAGUUUCCUUGCCGUUAAACGAAAGAUCUACGAGGGUCUUGCGGUGGUUGCGGGAAGCUAAGCAUUUGUUUGGGUCUGGGGGUUGGACUUGGAUCGAGAU
Aspergillus melleus is the source of this 3346-nucleotide messenger RNA. Its product is annotated as cleavage polyadenylation factor subunit CFT2. NCBI's taxonomy places the organism in Eukaryota, Fungi, Ascomycota, Eurotiomycetes, Eurotiales, Aspergillaceae. Gene Ontology annotation, biological process: mRNA 3'-end processing by stem-loop binding and cleavage. The record is from RefSeq and is a predicted model, not a curated record. Gene Ontology annotation, molecular function: RNA binding. The coding region runs from base 905 to 3307 and encodes 800 amino acids. Gene Ontology annotation, cellular component: mRNA cleavage and polyadenylation specificity factor complex. The transcript has a single exon.